CGUGACAGCAUCCAGUUGCCUGUCCGGACUCUCUCAGCAUUCGCCGCCGUCCUUCCCGGUCGGAGCUCCGGCGCCGCGAUGAUCCGACCUAUCGCCGAGAGAAAAGUGACGGCACCACAAUUUUCCUGGGCCCGCCGUCACCACCAAUUCCGGUGACUGCAACUUGCUCGGCUUUGCGUCGCCUUUUCACCCCCACGCCCUUCUCAAACAGAUCUUUAUCGUCUCCUUUCAAUAGGCGAAGAAGGGCAUUUUACACAAUGUUGCGACAAUUUGCUGCUCGGUUGCAGCCUCGGGCCGCAAAGGUCCAGCCUUCAAGGCUGCUGAGUACGCAUAGCAAGUUUGGUGCUCUGAAGACACAGGUGCCGAGACGGUCGUUGGCGACGGUAGCCGUGGAGGGAAUACCAAAGGAGCCUACAGAAUUGGACGAAAUCACAACACUAUCGAAUGGCCUGCGAGUUGCUUCGGAAGCUCUGCCGGGCUCGUUUUCCGGAGUGGGAGUGUACGUCGAAGCUGGAUCGCGAUUCGAAAAUGAUUCCCUGCGAGGCGUUUCCCACAUCAUGGAUCGAUUAGCCUUCAAAUCCACCUCCAAGCACUCCGCAGACGAAAUGCUGGCCCGCGUGGAAACGCUCGGCGGAAACAUCCAGUGCGCAUCCUCGCGAGAGAGCAUGAUGUACCAGGCUGCCACCUUCAACAGCGCAGUGCCGGAAACUGUUGCGCUGCUGGCGGAGACGAUUCGCGACCCGCGCAUCACGGAGGACGAGGUGGCCGAGCAGAUUGAGACUGCGCGGUACGAAAUUGCUGAGAUUUGGAGCAAGCCUGAGCUGAUCCUGCCGGAGCUGGUGCACACGGCUGCGUUCAAGGAUAAUACGCUGGGGAACCCGCUGCUAUGCCCCGAAGAGAGGCUGGAGGUCAUUGAUAGGGACACGGUGAAGCUGUAUAGAGACUUGUUUUACCGACCUGAGAGAAUGGUACUGGCGUUUGCGGGAGUGGAUCACGGCACGGCAGUGAAGCUGGCGGAGGAGUACUUUGGCGAUAUGAAUGCAUUGCCGAGGACGGGGUCAGAAACCAGCGUGGACUCGCUUGCUAGCGACGCAUCAGCAUCUUCUUCUUCCUCAGCAUCUUCCUCAUCAUCAAACCCCUCUUCACGAUUAAUGUCCAAGAUUCCCCUCUUCAAGAACAUCUCUACAUCCACGCCCCGCAACGCCUCUGUGCUCUCCUCUCCUUCAGAAAUCGACAUCAACCAGCCUUCUCGAUACACCGGUGGAUUCCUCUCUCUUCCUCCUCAGCCGCCUUCUCUCACCGGCACAAACUUUACACACAUUCAUCUCGCCUUUGAGGGACUGCCUGUUGCUUCAGAUGAUAUCUAUGCGCUGGCAACACUGCAGACGCUGCUCGGUGGAGGGGGAUCUUUCUCUGCCGGUGGGCCGGGCAAGGGCAUGUACUCUCGCCUGUACACCAAUGUACUCAAUCAGCACGGCUGGGUGGAAUCAUGCGUCGCCUUCAACCACUCAUACACGGAUUCCGGUCUGUUUGGAAUUUCGGCAUCCUGCCUGCCGGGACACACAUCGGCCAUGCUGGACGUCAUGUGCCAGGAGCUCCGCGCCCUGACCCUCGAGCGGGGCAUCUCGAAGCUCCAAGAGGGCGAGGUGACACGUGCCAAGAACCAGCUGCGGUCAUCGCUGCUGAUGAACCUGGAGAGCCGGAUGGUGGAGCUGGAGGAUCUGGGCCGGUCGGUGCAGGUGCACAAGCGCAAGAUCCCCGUGCGGGAGAUGUGCCGGCGGAUCGAGAACCUGACGGUGAGGGACCUGCAGCGGGUAGCGGGCAUGGUGAUGGGCGGCGCGGUGCAGAACGUGGGUGGGGGCAGUGGCGCGCCGACGGUGGUGGUGCAGGAGGCGCAGGCGUAUGGGGUGACGACGCAUGCCAUGACGUGGGAUCAGAUUCAGGAUCGGAUUGAUGGGUGGAAGUUGGGGAAGAGGAACUGAGAUAUUUUCUGUUUCUCUAGAUUAGAUGGAUGGAUGGAUGGGGAGGGAUAUGAUAUAGGCAUUAAGAUAAAAAGAUAUGGCAUAUGUGUUUUGGCAUGAACAUGGGCGGGCGCUGUUGGGAUGAUAUAUAUAAAUGUAUACAUACGAACAGGUACCUGGUGGAAAGGUGUAUUUUGUAAGAGUAUUUGUAUAGGGUUUAAGAUAUUGGGAUAUUAUGCUCUGUUAUGUUAUGACGCUGUUGUGCUUUGUUGAUGCCUGCUAAGAUGAUGAUUUAAAGGGUGAGAUGGGGGGAUGGAUCUGGUAUGAAGCAUAAGACGAUACCGGACUAUAGCGUUAUUGACUUUGUGAGCGUAAUCAAUCUCGAUGCUAGAACUGUGGAUGGUGUUUUGAGUUAUUAGAAGCAAAUG
Trichoderma asperellum CBS 433.97 is the source of this 2389-nucleotide messenger RNA. RefSeq lists its product as uncharacterized. Gene Ontology annotation, molecular function: metalloendopeptidase activity; metal ion binding. The record is from RefSeq and is a predicted model, not a curated record. Gene Ontology annotation, cellular component: mitochondrion. Lineage: Eukaryota; Fungi; Ascomycota; Sordariomycetes; Hypocreales; Hypocreaceae.